This is a messenger RNA of Dreissena polymorpha, 2110 nucleotides long. RefSeq names its product probable methyltransferase-like protein 25. Bases 116 to 2074 code for a protein of 652 amino acids. Lineage: Eukaryota; Metazoa; Mollusca; Bivalvia; Myida; Dreissenidae. The record is from RefSeq and is a predicted model, not a curated record. The transcript is spliced from 7 exons.
UUUUCGCAGUGUCUAAUUUCAUUGCGAUUUUUACAACAAAUAUUUCUGUCAAUUGUGCACGUAACGGAGCUAUGAGCAUUUUAUCAAUUUCAAAGACCAGUAAACAGAGAAGAGGAUGAAACUGGAAAGGUCGUCUGUAGAAAAUUCCCUCCAGAAAAUUCUUACUUUUCUUCUCCCUAACCUUCCCGUGGCUAAUGCCCAUGCUUCUGAGUUUAUAACCACGGACCAAUGGCAGAUGUUGAGCCCAGGCAUACAGCAUGAGCUUCUCAGAAUGACUGAUGAACAACUGCGCAGAUUGCCUCUUGAUGCUCAUACUGCAUACUACUGUUGUGGCGGCAUUGAUAAUAAGGCUGGUGAUGAUGAUGAUAAUGAUCAUGUUAGAAGUAGUAGUUCUGAUUGUUAUGGGGCUAGGACUGAUGAUGGAGGUCAUGAUGUCAAUGAUGGUGGUGAUGGUGGUACUGGUGAAUUGAAUAUUGCAAAUAUUGCUCAUCAUAUGGAAGAACUAAGAUUGGAUGUCGGAAAUGGAGGGACAGAUAAUAUAUCCAACUUGGACACUGUGAAAACUCAUUCCAACAAAGAGGAUCCAAAUAUUGAAGAAACUACUGCUGAAACAAAGUACUCAAUAUCAGAGUUAUCUUUCCUGAGUGACUUGUUUUCCUGUGUUCAAGGGUGCAGUAUUGAAGGCAGUGGCUUGUGUGUGACAGUACAGGAAUUCAUACAAGGGAUUGGACACUCUGAUCACAGUCAGUUUAUAGGUGCAUUUAUGAAUUCAAAGAAAAGUCAUGAGGUUGAAGUUAUGUGCAGUAUAUGUGCUGCAUUACAUGAACACACAGGCUGUGAUUUGGUCUUGGACUUUGGAAGUGGCAAAGGAUAUCUUGGCAACCAACUGGUUCUGCAACACUCCAUACCUGUAAUUGGUGUUGACGCUCGCUCCGUUAACACUACAGGCGCUGAGAGACGGAAACUCAUCCUUUCAAAACAGUGGGAAGGACUUGAGCGUAACUUCAAGAUUGCAGCUUCUGGUCGGCCAAAACUAACUAACAAGGAGAAAAAGAAGCUAAAAGCUUCAAUAACUGACAAAGCUUGUACUAAUAAUGGAAAUGCAACAUUGAACGAGUCAAAAGAAGCUCGGUUUGUUCCUUGUACCAAGUUUAUUGAUAAAAACACGGAUUUCAUGGAGAUUGUUAACGAAUGCUUUCUGGAAAUUGUUGAUAACAAGUUACUGUAUGUCACUGAGUCUAGUGGUCCGAUGAAUAAUGGAAGGCAGCAACCUCCAGAGAGCGAUGGAGCUCCAAAUAUUUGUAACAAUUUAAGCCAUGAAAAUUGUGUUAAUCAUUUAGAAAACGGAAAAUUGACUACUGAAAACUCUCAUGUAAAAAUCUUGUUGACUGGUUUGCAUACUUGUGGAAAUUUGGCCAGUGCUAGUCUGGAGUUGUUUGUACACAGUCCAGUUUUUACUUCUUUGUGUAAUGUUGGGUGUUGUUACCAUAAGCUACAAGAGCAGUUUCGAACUAGGAAAGUGGUUGAUAAUGAACAUGAGAAUAUCAAAGCGCCACCUGUAGACCCUGGGUUUCCGAUGAGUCAAUUCCUGAAGCAACGAGGCAUAUCCCUUGGCAACACAGCCCUAAACCUUGCUGCCCAAUCUGUUCAUAGAGUGGCUGAGUCCUCAGAGCCAAUGCAAGGCAGUAAGUUUUAUCCAAGGGCGCUACUUGAGGUCCUGGUUUCUGACCUUUGUCCUGGAUUUGACUUGUCAAGGUCAUCGCAUCGGAAACGACUGCAGAAGGCCAAGUCUGAUUAUGAUUAUGUGAGAGCAGCCUGCAAUGAGCUGGGCUUAUCAGAUAUGAUAUCAGAUGAUCAUAUUCACAUGUACUUGAAGAAAUACAGUGAUGCGAGACACAAGAUGGCAGCUUUUGUCCAACUGAAGACCACGCUGGCUCCCUGCAUAGAGGCUGUUGUCAUACUGGACAGGGUGUGCUACCUGUUGGAGCAGGAGGCCAUAAGAGAAGUACACAUAGUAAAGAUGUUUGAUCCACUGAUUUCACCACGAUGUUAUGGGAUCAUUGCAAUGAAAUAGUCUGUCUUGUUCCAAAUUAAAAUAUUUAAAAAAUGA